CCCUGCACGCCACGCAUGCGCAACAGCCGCUCAAGGCCGCCAUUUUGUGCGGAGCCUACUCUGCAAAAGCGGGAGAGGAUUAAAACCGCCAGAGGAGAAGGACGCAAUUUUACUCCGUCUCGUACUGAAGGAAGAACAAACCCUGGGCUUUCUGUCGAAUUCAACGCGAGAGCAAAUCACGAAACGCAGGUAUUACCCAUGGAAGGGGGACCGACUGAGGCAUUGGUGGAAGAGGCGGGGGAUGCUUUUAAGGCCAAGGAAUGUAAGACGUACCAAAGGCGGCGAGAGGAUGAAGAGGUUGGAGCUGAACUACUGCAGGCUGCUGGGUUAGAGCAAGCCCAUGCUGAAGUAGAAUCUGUAGUGGAGACCCAGCAGCAAAUGGUAGAGGGAGUAGUUAAUGUCAGCAACAGUGUUGAGAUGAUGGUGAUGGAUACCCUGGACCCUGCCCUGCUCCAGAUGAAGACCGAAGUCAUGGAGGCUGCUGUCGGAGCACCUGUUGUGGCUGGUGCAGCCCAUGAAGCCACAGUCACCACUGUUGAUGAUACUCAGAUCAUCACCCUGCAGGUGGUGAACAUGGAGGAGCAGCAGUUGGGCUUGGGAGAGCUCCAGCUUGUGCAAGUGCCCGUCACUGCAGCCACUGUAGAAGAGCUGCAGGGGACACUGGUGGAUGCCACCUCAAUGCCUAAAGAUGGAGAGCCAGUCAUCUGUCACACCCUGCCAUUACCUGAGGGUUUUCAGGUUGUCAAGGUGGGUGCAAAUGGAGAGGUGGAGACAGUGGAGCAAGAUGAGCUCCAGGCUCAAGAGGAGCAGCCUCAACCACAGGAGGAGGAGAUGGCUGAAGUCCAAAAUGAUGACCCCACCUGGCCUAAAGAUCCAGACUACACACCCCCUGUUAAAAAGACCAAGAAAACAAAGAAAAGCAAGCUGCGCUACAACACAGAGGGAGACAAAGACAUGGAUGUUUCAGUGUAUGAUUUCGAGGAGGAGCAACAGGAGGGACUGCUCUCUGAGGUCAAUGCUGAGAAAGUUGUGGGCAACAUGAAGCCGCCCAAACCAACCAAAAUCAAGAAGAAAGGUGUAAAGAAGACAUUCCAGUGCGAGCUGUGCAGUUAUACCUGUCCACGACGUUCCAACCUCGACCGCCAUAUGAAGAGCCACACGGAUGAGAGGCCUCACAAGUGCCAUCUGUGUGGACGAGCCUUCAGGACUGUCACCUUGCUGAGGAACCACCUCAACACCCACACAGGCACCAGACCCCACAAAUGCACUGACUGUGACAUGGCCUUUGUCACCAGUGGAGAGCUGGUGCGACACAGACGCUACAAGCACACCCAUGAGAAACCGUUCAAGUGCUCCAUGUGUGACUAUGCCAGUGUGGAGGUCAGUAAGCUGAAGCGCCACAUUCGUUCCCACACUGGAGAGCGUCCGUUCCAGUGCAGUUUGUGCAGCUAUGCCAGCAGAGACACCUAUAAGCUGAAGAGACAUAUGAGGACCCACUCAGGAGAGAAGCCCUAUGAGUGCUACAUCUGUCAUGCACGGUUCACUCAGAGUGGCACCAUGAAAAUGCACAUUCUGCAGAAGCACACCGAGAAUGUGGCGAAGUUUCACUGCCCCCACUGUGACACUGUUAUCGCCCGCAAGAGUGAUCUCGGUGUGCAUCUCCGUAAGCAGCAUUCCUACAUUGAGCAGGGCAGGAAGUGCCGUUACUGUGAUGCGGUGUUCCAUGAGCGCUAUGCUCUCAUCCAGCAUCAGAAGUCCCACAAAAACGAGAAACGUUUCAAGUGUGACCAGUGUGACUAUGCUUGCCGUCAGGAGCGUCACAUGGUCAUGCACAAGCGUACUCAUACUGGAGAGAAGCCAUAUGCAUGCAGCCAAUGUGAGAAAACUUUCAGGCAGAAACAGCUCCUGGACAUGCACUUCCGGCGUUACCACGACCCCAACUUUGUACCCACCUCCUUUGUAUGCACCAAAUGUGGCAAGACCUUCACUCGCAGGAAUACCAUGGCCAGGCAUGCUGAGAACUGCACUGGUGAAGAUUCUGGUGAUGGAGAGAAUGGAACUCCAUCCAAGAGAACCCGUGGGGGCAGAAAGAGGAAGAUGCGCUCUAGAAAGGAUGAUGAUGAAGAUGACAGUGAUGAGCAUGGAGAGCCUGAUUUGGAUGACAUUGACGAAGAAGAUGAGGAGGAGGAGGAGGAGCAUCUUGAAGAACAACAUAUCAUGGUAGAACAGGCUCCACCCAGCAUUCCCAUCCCUGCUCCUGUUGAGCCUCCUGUAAAGAGGAAACGGGGCAGACCCCCCAAGAACACACCCAAGGCCUCGCCUACCAAGUCUGCUGCCAAAACCCCUGCAGAAACUGCUGCAAUUAUUCAGGUGGAGGAUGAAAGCACAGGGGCCAUUGAGAACAUCAUAGUGAAGAAGGAGCCAGAGGGCGCUGAAGCAGCUGCAGCCCCACCAGUGGUGGAGGAGAUGGAGACAAUUGAGGCUGAAAUAGAAACCGUGCAGAUAGCCGUCCCUGACACUGCACCUAAUGGCGAUCUUACUCCUGAAAUGAUCCUUAGCAUGAUGGACCGGUGAUCUGGGGAUGUAUGUAGACACAUCUUGCAUAAAUGCAUCCCUAUCCGUGUCCCUUGAUUUU
Xyrauchen texanus (razorback sucker) is the source of this 2635-nucleotide messenger RNA. Its product is annotated as transcriptional repressor CTCF-like. Gene Ontology annotation, cellular component: nucleus. Lineage: Eukaryota; Metazoa; Chordata; Actinopteri; Cypriniformes; Catostomidae. Gene Ontology annotation, molecular function: DNA-binding transcription factor activity, RNA polymerase II-specific; RNA polymerase II transcription regulatory region sequence-specific DNA binding. The record is from RefSeq and is a predicted model, not a curated record. Gene Ontology annotation, biological process: regulation of transcription by RNA polymerase II. Bases 16 to 2574 code for a protein of 852 amino acids. The transcript is spliced from 12 exons.